UUUACAGUUGCGAACAGCUUCGUAUGUACAGACCCGGAAAUAGUUACGAGGGACGAAUGGGGUGCCAAACCACCCACAGAUGUUGAAAACUUAACUCUACCAGUUCCUUACCUCGUCAUACACCACAGUUAUAUACCUGCAGCUUGUUCAACAAAAGAGGAAUGUAUAAAUGACAUGCAAUGGAUGCAAAAGUAUCAUCAACAAAAUAAUUCAUGGUGCGAUAUUGGAUAUAACUUCGCUGUUGGAGGGGACAAUAGAAUUUACGUUGGACGAGGUUGGACAGCUGUAGGGGCCCACGCUCCCCGUUACAAUUCCAGAAGCAUUGGAAUAGUCCUGAUAGGAGAUUGGACAGGUUAG
Molecule: messenger RNA, 357 nt
Organism: Sitophilus oryzae (rice weevil)
Lineage: Eukaryota; Metazoa; Arthropoda; Insecta; Coleoptera; Curculionidae
Product: peptidoglycan-recognition protein LB-like
Exons: 2
Biological process (GO): peptidoglycan catabolic process
Molecular function (GO): N-acetylmuramoyl-L-alanine amidase activity; zinc ion binding
Source: RefSeq, a predicted model, not a curated record